AUGUCGACUUCUGACCAUCUCGAGACAAAUGGUCAGACGGAACGCGUCAUCAACUUCCUCGAAGAGAUACUUCGAGGGUAUGUUCACUCGUUUACGAGCUGGAUUGAGUUCUUGCGGAUGGCGGAAUUCGCCAUCAACAACUCGGUGCACGCGUCGACAACGCAUACACCGUUCUUCGUGAAUGGCCUACGCCAUCCACGUUUACCCGCCUUCUUAGAGUGUGACUCUAGUUUAAAAGGGGGGUGGACUCACUCGAACAAAACCCGAUAUGGUUCCUGCUCAUCAUCCGUUGACAAUGGUGUCGACGUGAUGGAUGCCGAAGGCCAUGCGAUCGACACCAAUUAUGAUGAUGACGACGAUGAUGAAACAUUUAGCAUCCCUAAUGACCGCAACAAUGAGGACGAUCACUCCCUCACUGGUGAAGACAACGUUCUUUCAGCAGUGCACACGAAGCGCACUGCUGUUGACAAGGAUUAA
This is a messenger RNA of Peronospora matthiolae, 477 nucleotides long. Lineage: Eukaryota; Oomycota; Peronosporomycetes; Peronosporales; Peronosporaceae. The record is from the annotation of a GenBank genome assembly.